AUGGACGUUGCUUUGCAGAAGCAGUGCCUCGUGACGUCGGUGUGCCUGCAGUACUUCUUCCUCAGCGUCUUCCUGUUCCUUCUGCUGGAGUCUGCGUACGUGUGCCGGCUGCUUUCGCCCGCUGUGGUUCCUGUGCCCUUCAACGGCAUCUCUGUGGGCCUCGCUGGCUUUGGUUUUCCGGCCAUUGUGACAGGUGCCUCCGCUGGGACGCUUGGAGACAAGUACACCAGACAAGGCCAGAUCUGCUGGCUGGACCUGUCCCAGGGGGCCUCGUACACGACCACCGUGCCAGUGUGCGCAUGCGUGCUGUUGCAGCUGUUCUUCCUGAGCGCCGCCUUUUGCUGCGCAAGACCACGGCGGAACUUGUCCUCUGGGCACUUCCAAAGAGCAAGGACGCAACUGUCAACUCGGUGGGCCUCGCUGCUGGUGCUCGUAAGCACCGUGCUUUCGUGGUCGAGUGGAGUGGCGGCCGAGUACCAGCGCAGCCGGGGCCUCUACGUCUGCUUUUCCGUCUCCACCAUCAUGCUGGGAGUGUUCAUUGUCACCCUCAGAAUCACCACCGAGGAUCAGGUGCGCAGGCGGUUGCUGAUCAAGGUGGGCCUGAGCAACGCGGUGGCCGACGUGUCCUCUCCGGCGUCGCUGCUGAGCUGGUCGCGUGAAAGCCUGAGAAGCAGCAGGAACAGCUUCCCCGACACGAACAGCUCCGUGUCCGCGCUGAGCACACCAGAGGUGCACCGCCUGAAGGUCUUCGACCCAACCUUCAAGUAA
Rhipicephalus sanguineus (brown dog tick) is the source of this 768-nucleotide messenger RNA. RefSeq names its product adhesion G protein-coupled receptor B2-like. Gene Ontology annotation, cellular component: membrane. The record is from RefSeq and is a predicted model, not a curated record. Gene Ontology annotation, molecular function: G protein-coupled receptor activity. Gene Ontology annotation, biological process: G protein-coupled receptor signaling pathway; cell surface receptor signaling pathway. The transcript has 5 exons. NCBI's taxonomy places the organism in Eukaryota, Metazoa, Arthropoda, Arachnida, Ixodida, Ixodidae. Bases 1 to 768 code for a protein of 255 amino acids.